AGUGCUGGGGGCAGCUGUCGAUCCGAGCUGAAGCUUGCCUGGACCUCCUCUCACUUCAUUGUGGGGUGACCUCACCAUUAGGUUCAUCUUGCAUCUCAUCGUGGAAGUUUGUGCUUUAGUGUUGAGUCCUCAGAUCACUGCUCCCUAUAUCUAUAGCUGCGCAAAACGAAGCGCCCUAAAAACGGACCCCGGCACUAUCAAGUACUUAUCAACCAACAUGGCUUCCCCUAUGAUGCUUGCCAGGACCGCCCUCCGGCCCCAGGCCCGGCGUAUGACAAAUUCGACACAAUGGGUACGGAGUAUUGGCAGAAGAUUCAGGCCCGAGCCGGAACCUCAGCCCGAGAAAUCGAAUGUCGGCCUCCGCAUCCUUACCGCUGUCCUUGUGGGCGGCGUUGCUGCCGGUGCCGCCAUGGCCGCGUAUCCUAUGCUCACCAAGAAGGAGCUCGUCGGACCGGAGAAGGUUGAGAUCGUCUUUGAGACGCCCCGGAAACACAUCUCCGCCGAGGAGGACCGCGACCAGAUGAGCCCCCAGCACGUCCAGGUCAAGCGGAGCUGGGAACAUCCCGGUGUUUACGCAUGGGGUUCUAAUGCCGGUAAGGUCGUUGCCCCGGACUCCGACGAGCCUGUCAUCAAGACCCCAAGGCGCAUUCACUACUUUGAUGAUCAGAUCCUGCGCGAUCUCAAGCUGGACCGCAACUUUGGCGCCGCCAUCGAUGAGAAGGGAAACCUGGUCCAGUGGGGUAUCGCCUUCGACAAGGACCACUAUACCCCGACUGUCACCUUGAAGGGCAAGGACCUGGUCAAGCUGGACAUCUCCCGCGACCAUAUCAUUGGUCUUGCCUCCAACGGAGAAGUAUACUCUAUCCCGGUGGCCGCCGCCGAUCAAAGAUCUGGCCAGAAAGAGGCCAACUCUUCCUCCCUCUGGUCCAGCCAGUCAGCCAUCAACUUCCGUUCCCUCACGCCCAAGAACCUGAAAUGGGGUGAAAAGAUUGUUGAUGUCCGCAGCGGCUUGGAUCACUGCCUGAUGCUGACCUCCAAGGGCCGUGUCUUCUCUGCAGCCUCCAGCUCUGAGGAAUUCCCUUCCAAGGGUCAACUUGGCUGCCCCGGCCUGACAUGGACCAACCGCCCGGCGGGACCUUACGACCAGCCUCACGAAGUAACCGGUCUAAGCGGUUCCAACAUCAAGGAGAUCGCCGCCGGCGACUUCCACUCGCUCGCCCUCGACACCGAGGGCCGCAUUUUCGCCUUUGGCGACAACUCCUUCGGCCAGCUCGGCUUCGAGAACGACACCGAGCACCCUUACGUCGACUCGCCCCGCCCCUUGCCCAUCAACCAGCUCUACCACGGCACCAGCCUUCGGCCCAAGGCGACCUCCAUCGCCGCCGGCGGCCUCAACAGCUUCUUCACCGUCGACGCGCGCGCCUUCCAAGGUCAGAUCGGCGACAAAAGCCAGAUCGUGCCCGCCAAGGACCUCGGCCGCGUCAACGUCGAGACCUGGGCCUGCGGCGAAGGCAUCCACGGCGCCCUGGGCACCGGCAAGUGGACGCACGUCUCGGUUUGCCCGACCAAGGUCAAGGCGCUCUCGAACCUGUUCGAGUUCGACGAGGCCACGAACCAAGUCGUGCCCAUCCGCCUGUCCCGCAUGUCGGUCGGCAGCGACCACGCGUGCGCCGUCAUGGAUAAUGUCACCUGCGUCGACAGCGCUGCCAACGGGAACGCCAAGUCGGAGACGGACACCAACUUUGGCGCUGACGUGCUGUGGUGGGGUGGGAACGAGCAUUACCAGCUUGGUACCGGAAAGAGAAAUAACGUUAACACGCCUUCUUAUAUCGCACCGCUGGAUACGCCUGCUCAUCGUGGACAUGGGCACGGGCAUGAGAACCGGCUGGUGCAGAGGGAGGGAGAAUCUAAUCGCUUUCAGUUGACGCCGAGGAAGACGGUCAAACUGGAUGGUGGGAAGGGAAGAUCGGUUAGUGUUGAGCAGCGCGCGGAGUGCGGACGGGACGUUAGUGCUGUUUACUCUGCUGCUUGAGGCAGGUAAGUGGAAAUGGGUGUGGCGAGUGUAUGAUAGGUACGGGCAGUUUCGGC
Molecule: messenger RNA, 2088 nt
Organism: Neurospora tetraspora
Lineage: Eukaryota; Fungi; Ascomycota; Sordariomycetes; Sordariales; Sordariaceae
Product: regulator of chromosome condensation 1/beta-lactamase-inhibitor protein II
Exons: 3
Coding region: 218-2032 (604 amino acids)
Biological process (GO): mitochondrial respiratory chain complex III assembly
Cellular component (GO): mitochondrial inner membrane
Source: RefSeq, a predicted model, not a curated record